This is a messenger RNA of Myotis lucifugus (little brown bat), 2047 nucleotides long. RefSeq names its product putative tripartite motif-containing protein 75. The record is from RefSeq and is a predicted model, not a curated record. Lineage: Eukaryota; Metazoa; Chordata; Mammalia; Chiroptera; Vespertilionidae. Gene Ontology annotation, molecular function: protein binding; zinc ion binding.
AAUCAGCUGGAGGUGGUGAACGGAGCUCCUCUAGACACGAGCGGCCACUGGUCUCAUAGGAAUGAGUCAUUCAGGACAGCAAGGCCAGUGAGAUCUGAGGGUGCAUCUGCUUCUCGGUGGAGAGAUCUCCCAGAGCACAGCUUCCUGAAGAAACCCACCUCAGUCCCAUCCUUCUUUCAGGGCCCAAUGGCGGUUGACGCAGCUCUGGCAGGACUCCUGGCAGAAAUCAACUGUCCCAUCUGCCUGGAUGGCCUGCGAGACCCUGUCACCAUCGAAUGUGGGCACAACUUCUGUCGCUCCUGCACCCAGCAGUCCUGGGCUGAUCUGCAGGACAGGUUCCCUUGCCCUGUGUGCCGUCACCCAUGCAAAGAGAGGUGCUUGAGGAGCAACACCCAGCUGGGAAGGAUGGUUGACAUGGCCAAGCUCCUCCAGAUCACCAGGGGCAAGAAGAAGCAGCAGGAAGAGAAGCGCUUGUGUGAGAAGCACAACAAGGUCCUGACCCUCUUCUGUGAGGAGGACCGAGAGCUGUUGUGUCCCCUGUGCACUCAGCCCCCUGACCACCAGGGCCACCCAUGGGUGAGGCCCAUGGAAGAGGCUGCCUCUCAUCACAGGCAAAGGCUCGGCAGUUACAUUGAGCCCCUGAAGAAGCAGGUGGCAGACGCUCAGAAAUCAAUAAGCAUUCAAAGCAAAAAAGCCUUAGAACUGAGAGAGAAGGUGGAAACCCAAAGGCUGGAAUUACUCUCUGAAUUUGAGCACCUGAGGCAGUUUUUAGAACGUGAUCAAGAAGCAGUUCUUUCAAGAUUCGCUGAUGAAGAAAAGGCGAUUGAAAAGAAACUCAGCGCUAAUAUAACCGAAUUUUCAAAGUACAAUUCCACACUCAAAGGCCUGCUAAGUCAGGUAGUAGAGUGCACGGUGCUGACGGAUGUGGAAUUGCUGUUACAAAUCACAAGUUUCUACAAGCACUCUGAGGGGUUCAGCCCAUCAAUGUUUUCAGUCCAGUUACGGAGGGAAGGCUGCAGUUUUCCUUUCCAGUAUUCUGCUUUGCAGAAAAUUACAAAGACAUUUAGAGUAGAUAUCAUUCUAGACCCUGAAACAGCACACCCUAACCUGACUGUCUCUGAGGAUAAAAAAUGUGUGCGAUAUACAAAGAGAAUGCAAGACGUUCCUGAUUUUCCAAAAAGAUUUACAGUCAACACAGUUGUCCUGGGGUUUCCAUACUUUCAUUCCGGCAGGCAUUUCUGGGAGGUAGACGUGGGAGACAAACCCACAUGGGAGAUCGGGGUUUGCAAAGAUUCUCUGUCCACCAGGUGGAGGAGCCCGUCGGCCUGUCGGGGAGGCUGGCGGAUUAGGCGGCAGGGGAAUAGCUAUGAUGCCCCGGGAGCUGGCACCAUCCCUCUCUUGUCUGAAGUGAAGCCCAGAGGCAUCGGCAUUUUCCUGGACUAUGAGAUGGGGGAGAUCUCAUUUUAUAACAUGACUGACAAAUCACACAUCUAUACUUUCACUGACACUAAUCGACCUCUUAGGCCUUACUUCUAUGUAGGACCUGACUCAAAACCUCUUAGGAUCUCUAUAGGAACAGACUGAAUGAAAACUUUCUAAGAGACUGGACCAGUUUAAUAAUUUUUUUUUAAAUGGAAGGUGUGUGUGAAUUAAUACAAUAGUGGGUAUCAUAUUAAUAUGAGAGUAAAUCUAAUCUCCCUUCAAUGGAAGGUGAAAGGAAGAAAUGGUGGUCCUGUUAAACACGUAAGUCAGGAAGAGAGUUUCAUUUUGCUUCAACAACACUGGACAAGAUCUGAGGAUUGUCCAGGUCCCACUGCGCUCUUGGUUCAAGCUCUACCCAGUGCUUGGGAUCUUCUGUAGCUGUUUACUUCGCUUCUUUACUCUUGAAUUGGCCUGGGGUUCCUAAAUCCCCCUUCCCCUCCAGGGUAUUCUCUGACCUGGACUCCUAUGGUACCUUUGGGCUCCCUGCCUUAUUUCACUGAUCCUAAAGGGCAGAAAUCCUAGUCCUCUGUAAGCUACAAACCAGGGUCUGUCUUAGUAGUUUUUU